Arabidopsis lyrata subsp. lyrata is the source of this 1012-nucleotide messenger RNA. RefSeq lists its product as uncharacterized. The record is from RefSeq and is a predicted model, not a curated record. Gene Ontology annotation, cellular component: mitochondrial matrix. Lineage: Eukaryota; Viridiplantae; Streptophyta; Magnoliopsida; Brassicales; Brassicaceae. The transcript has 3 exons. The coding region runs from base 138 to 866 and encodes 242 amino acids.
AAUAGGAUAAUAUUGAUAUAUUUUUUUAACUAUACCGUCAGAUUUUGUGAUAGAAUUUGUUAGUUACUUUUAAAAACCCUAAAACCUUUAAACCCUUGAAUCUCAGUUUACUUCACAGAACCAGAUAAUAUCAAUCCAUGGCUUUUGCUUGUUGCGUACGCAAGUCAGCAACUAAGCUCGCUUCCGUAUGUGGUCGAGUCCGGUCUAUCUCCGCGGUUAUGAACCAUCCGUCUCUAGAUUUCAACCCCUCUCCGAUGAGUCCUUUCGUCUCUCGUGGCUUUUUUAACUCGAUGGCUGUUGAUAAGCUGAGCCCUGAGCAAAGCCUUCACCUUGUGAUUGACUCCGAGCUCAAUUCUGCUUUGCAAACCGAUGAUCCCAAUUUAGAGCAGAAUGAAGAGAUGGCUCCAGGAAGCUUCCCUUUUAAAAUUAGAGACAAGCCUGGAGAUCAGAGUGUAACAUUGACAGCAUAUUACAAUGAUGAACAUAUUCAUAUUGAUGUAGGAAUGCCUUAUCUUGGUGAUGAUGUCAUUGAUGUGUUUGGUCCUCGUAAUGAUGAACUAAGUUUUCCACUAGUUGUGACUGUUACCAAGAAGAACGCAGUCAGGAUAGAGUUUACCUGCAACGCUUAUGCUGAUUAUAUUGACUUAACAGAUUUAACCGUGCAUGAUUAUCCCUUUCCAAUGGGAGAAACUGACUGGCCUCGUUUCAAAAACUUGGACGAUAAUCUGAAGAAGGCGUUCCACAGGUAUCUGGCGACCAGACUUGAAGCAAGCAUAACGAAACUCUUGCACAAGUACAUGGUGGGCAAAACAAAGCGAGAGUACUUGUUAUGGUUGAAGAAUGUUAAGAAGUUUGUGGAUGGAUGAAAGGUAAUAAGUUUGGAUAUUGCAAAAAAGAAGUCUCUUCUUGUGUUAGUUGAUAGCAUUCAAAUGUGUUUUUAGCAAUUUUAAUAAGCUUUUGAGAAUAUAUGGUAAUUCAUGAUUUUCAAGUUCUUAUUUGAGUUUGAUAUUCA